Aureobasidium subglaciale EXF-2481 is the source of this 1152-nucleotide messenger RNA. RefSeq lists its product as uncharacterized. The transcript is spliced from 3 exons. The record is from RefSeq and is a predicted model, not a curated record. NCBI's taxonomy places the organism in Eukaryota, Fungi, Ascomycota, Dothideomycetes, Dothideales, Saccotheciaceae. Bases 442 to 1050 code for a protein of 202 amino acids.
UUUCAAGACAUCGCGAGGUGCUUGACGAUCUCACCGUGCUUUAACUGGGAACAGCUAGCUUAUGUGUCUAUCAGCAUGCUGGCAGACAGAAACAUGGCCAACACGAGCUGGAAGGCAGUGCAUGAUCUUCUGCAAGUCUCGCAAGUCGAUACUCGGACAACGACAUUACACAUCCAAGGACUUCUUCCGGCAGCAACGACUGACUAUCACAAUGCGACCGCUGAGAAUACAUCGCCGCCAUGACAAUCAUCUUUGUAUCAGUGCAACCUGCAAGACAUGGGUUCCGAAUAAGUGACCACUAGACCAUGCGCAUAGCCGGAGCUGGAGGCGAGCAUAUAAAAGGAACGUCGAAGACUGCUUCAUCCCUGGAUAUCAACUCUCUCAGUCUAUUUGUCAACAAGCCUUCCAAAGUCACUCAUCCUUCGCGCAACUAUCCUCAAGAUGCACUUCACCUCAGUCUUCACCCCUGCCGUGGCCCUUCUGGCCACUGCAGCUUCUGCCAGCCCUGUCGAGAAGCGUGCUGUCACCGCCGACCAGAUGGUCGCUACCAUCAACAAGAUUACUCAGCAGUCCAAGAGCCUAGCCACCAUUGCCGGCAACCUCAACCCCAUGUCAGGCGUACCUCUUCUCGGACCUGGCUCGGGCACUGGUAGUACCAGCUACCAGCAGCUCAUCACUGGCUUCCAGGGUAUCAUCACCACUGGCACCACUGCCAUCACCAGCAUGGAUGGUACCCAGGCAUACACCGACACCGCUGCUGAGCAGCAGGUCUGCGAUGCUUUCUCGAACUUUGUUGUUGUACACCAAAACCUGCUCAAGAUCGUUAUUGGCAAGUCUGGCCUGCUGGAAGGUAUCUUCCUCGGUCCCGUCGCUGCUGUACUCCGCUCGCUUGAGAAUGUUGUCGAUACCCUUGCUUUCGGCAUCAUUGACUCUGUCCCUUUUUGCGCCGACAAGGCUACAUCGGACAAGAACAACCUCGACGACACCCUUGGCAAGGCUGUGUGCGCCUACACUCCUGCUGGUAGUCUCGGCCUCAACCUCUUCUGCUAGAGAGUAAUGGAGGAUGACGCGGAACAGAUGUGGGAAUGUACAAAGAACAGAGUGUGAGAUAGUGUAGUAUAUGAGAGUAAUAAUCAAUUCUGACCUACCUGC